Molecule: messenger RNA, 906 nt
Organism: Iphiclides podalirius (scarce swallowtail)
Lineage: Eukaryota; Metazoa; Arthropoda; Insecta; Lepidoptera; Papilionidae
Source: the annotation of a GenBank genome assembly
AUGCUUAUACUCAGCACUGCGCAACCAACGAAGGACCACGGGGUAGCCACUACGCACGAGAAGCGUUCACUUUUCCGUGACGUCAUAGAAUCUCUUCGAAUCCGAACGCAGCUACCGGAGGAGAUCAAUCUCAACGACGGAAACAACCUGUCGCAGAACUACGACCGGUAUGGCUAUGACAAUGAGCCACCGGAACUACCGAGCGACGCGGAUUUCAUACCGCGAAGAAAUGACCGCAUAGAAAUGCCAACGUUGAAACACAGAUUUCCAAAAAGUAUCCAAACUAACGGGAGCGAAAUCAAAGUGGAGAAUAAAAAGGAGGAUAUAAUUGUUUACGUCAAUACACCGACGGAGAGAUUUGAUCCCAAACCAACAACUCAGAGGCCACGAAAAGAACCAAAACCAGACCCGAAACCGAGCAGUAAAGUUAACUUUGUCAAAAACAAAGACGAAAUUCCGGAAAUGGACACCGACUUAAUAGAAGACAAUUUAAGACCAAUAAUAAAUAAAAUGGAGGAUUUGAGUCAAAUCGGGAACAGGGAAUACCAAACAGUUAUCAAGCCGACUGUAAUCGUUAACUUUCGAGGUACCGUCAGCCAUAGGGACAGCGAAAUAAGACUGGAAAAGAGGAACAAUCCCAAAAGGAAGCAGGAAUUAGACUCGGCGAGAAAUAUUUUUAACAUUAAUCAAGAAAUAAAAUUGGAGUCACCCAACGGCACCUUAGAUAUCGAAAGUAUGAGACAUUUGCGCAAAGAAGUUAAACAAGGCGUAAAUGUUGUUUCAGAUAAAAUAAAAGACAAUGCAGGAGAUAAUAUGACAAUGUGUGAAGGUGCACAAAUGCCAACUGAAGCUAAGGAACGUGACGCCCGAGAAAAUGAUAACAUUUUACAAAUUAUUGUUACGCUC